AUAGUUAUUAAAUUUUUAAGAUUGUGUAUGUGUGAGAGAAAGAGAGAAAAAAAAUAAGACAGUCUGACAGAGAGAGUAGCAUAGUUUCUCAAAAGCAUAAUGGAUGCUAGUGGAAAGAUCUUUAAUAUUAAAACACAUUUUUUCAUAACUAUAAUGUUUACUUUACACAUUUGAGAUUAUUGACUAUUUCUUUAUAUUGUUUGUUUUUGCAUAUUACAAUCCAUUCAUUUAGCAAUUUAUUUUUAUGUGCUAUUAGAUAUAUAUAAAUUGGAGUGAGAAAUUAUAUAGGGAGCAUAAUAUCUUAAGUUGCAUAUACAUAAAUUUAAAAAUGUAGAUUAUAAAAAAAUACAAUUUUGUACGAGUAAUUUUUUGUUCUAAUGUUGUUUAGUAUGUCUUCUUUGCGGUUUAUUCUUUUUAAUUAACGCCCAAUUGUGGCCAGAUUUUAUUAACAUUAUUUUAUUCGUAAACAAGUCUCGAUCACGACGUCUGUCAAUCGCAACGGAAUACUUUAUUGAUCAAGAGAAAUAUUACUAUUUAAUGCUAAUUCACUUCAAUGCAAGUUCAUGCAUAGGAUUUAUCACAUCGGUAGCAACAGGAUCAAUGCUCUUUGCAUACCUUCAAUAUGCAUGCGGAGUGUUUAAAAUUGCUAGUUAUCGUAUUAAAAAUGCAAUAGAAAUUUACACACAAAGUAUUAAUCUAAAAAACAAAAAAUUGGUUUAUAAGAGUCUUAUUUAUGGUAUACAUAUUCAUCGAAAAGCAAUAAUGUUUUCCGAAUAUUUAAUAUCUAAUUUUGAGAUGUCAUUCAUGUUUUUAAUAGCGUUCGGAGUUCUUACUUUGAGUCUUAAUACUUUCCGACUUUUUCAGAUUCUGUCAUCUAAGUAUAAUAUUCAGGAACUUUUAUUAAUCUCUAUUAUAACGUUUGAUUGUUUUACGUACAUGUUUUUCGCAAAUUUUAUCGGACAAGAAAUUAUAGAUCACUAUAAUCUCAUAUUUAUUACUGCAUACGAAAUUCAAUGGUAUAUAACUCCGUUAUAUAUACAAAAGUUUAUACUAUUUUUAUUAUUAAGAGGCAAUAAAUCUUUUGGCUUGAAUGUCGGUGGAUUGUUCGUGUCGUCCUUACAAUGUUUUGCCACGCUAGCAAACGCAUCCUUGUCUUAUUUUGUCCUUAUGUAUUCUGUGGGAAAUUGAUAAAAGUAUUUUCAUUAAUUAAUACAUAUUAUUAAAGUAUAAACAUCAACAAAUGUAAU
Molecule: messenger RNA, 1247 nt
Organism: Monomorium pharaonis (pharaoh ant)
Lineage: Eukaryota; Metazoa; Arthropoda; Insecta; Hymenoptera; Formicidae
Product: odorant receptor 49b-like
Exons: 6
Coding region: 538-1188 (216 amino acids)
Biological process (GO): detection of chemical stimulus involved in sensory perception of smell; sensory perception of smell
Cellular component (GO): plasma membrane
Molecular function (GO): olfactory receptor activity; odorant binding
Source: RefSeq, a predicted model, not a curated record